UCAGAAACAUGUUCCGCCCCUUUAUUGUCACAUGGUCAGUUAGGUUGAGCGGGUUGUAUGGUUGUAAAACAGCAGCUGAAGAAGAUAACACUGUACCAGAAAGUUUAUCUCCAAAAUGUUAUAGGUACUACGUAACUUAGAUAAAUUAGCAGUGUUAUUUACAAGGAACAGAUCAUUGGACUUUGACCGUGUUUAAGUCACUGGCGACUGUGUCUUUUCAUUUUCAAAAAACUUGCUGGUCUCCAAAGCAAAACUUCCACCUUUCAUAAUGACUGACUCUCAGCCAUCUGUGCUUCUCAACACUGGGACUCGGAUGCCUCUAUUGGGACUGGGCACUUUCCGUUUGCAGGGUCAAGAGGACACUUACAAUGCUGUGGAUGCAGCUUUGAGAGCUGGUUACCGUGCCUUUGACACUGCUGCAGUGUACCGCAAUGAGGCACAUGUAGGUCACGCCCUCCGUAGCCUGCUGCCCAAGCAUGGCCUCUCACGAGAAGAUGUUUUCGUUACAAGUAAACUGGGUCCCAAAGACCAGGGCUCCAAAGCCAGGGAUGGUUGCCUGAGGAGCCUGGAGCAGUUGGGAUUGGGCUACAUUGACCUAUAUCUUAUUCAUUGGCCAGGCACACAGGGGCUGCAAGUGGGGGAUAAACGAAACCCUGAAAACCGUGCUGAAAGCUGGGCGGUUUUGGAGGAGUUCUACUUAAAAGGAACAUUUCGGGCCAUUGGGGUGUCUAAUUACACAGUAGCACACAUGCAGGAGCUGCUGAAGAGCUGUAAAGUGCCCCCAGCAGUUCUUCAGGUAGAGUUCCACCCAAAGCUGGUCCAAAAGGACCUGAGGGCACUUUGUAAGGAAAGAGGGGUGUGUUUUCAGGCAUACUCAUCUCUUGGAACAGGGCUUCUGCUAUCAGACCACGUGGUUCUGGAUUUAGCUAAAGAGUACGGAAGGACACCAGCCCAAGUGUUGCUGAAGUGGGCUGUACAACAGAACGUUCCAGUACUGCCAAAAUCAUGUCAGCCAGACCGUGUGGAGGAGAAUGGGCGUCUGUUUGACUUUGAGAUUAGCGAGAAGGAUAUGGAAAGACUCUUUGCUCUUGAUAGUGGGGAGAAGUUCUGCUGGGAUCCAACACAAGUGUCUUAAAUUCACCCAAAAAUGAAAAUUCUGUCAUUAAUUACUCUCCCUCGUGUCAUUCCAAACCUGUAAGACCUUCGUUCAUCUUCAGAACACAAAUUAAGAUAUUUUUGAUGAAAUCCGAGAGCUUUCUGACCUCCCUAUAUACAACAUCAUAACUAAUUUCAAGGCCCAGAAAUGUAGUAAAGACAUUGUAAAAGUACUCUACGUGACUACAGUGGUUCAACCGUAAUAUCAUGAAGCUAUGAGAAUACUUUUUGUGUGCAAAAACAAAAGAAAAAUAACUUUAUUCAACAAUUUCUUCUUUCCUGUCAGUCGUCUAUGCUUUUCAUGUUGUAAACAGUACAGCGCUUCCGGGGUCCACGGUAGAACGCUGACUCAUUAUUGGGGGACGCUGUACAUGUGAGCAGCAUGACGCAUGCGUGUGCUGCUGACGCAGGAGCCAGCCAAUAAUCAGUCUGCAUUCUAAUGUAGAACCCGGAAGCGCUGCACUGUUUACGCGAACAGCGUAGGAGACUGACAGGGAAGAGAAGAUUUCAUCAAAAAUAUCUUAAUUUGUACUUUGAAGAUGGAUGGAGGUCUUAUGGGUGUGGAACAACAUGAGGGUGAGUAUUUAAUGACAGAAAUAUCAUUUUUGGGUGAACCCUUUAAUGAACGAAAUUUCAUUUUUGGGUAAACUAACCCUUUAACAAAGACAACUCAUUGACAAAAACCUCAAUGGAGUUUCAAUGACUAAAUAAAAUUCCAAGGUUGUUCAGAUGUACAAUUUUACAUCCCACAGUGUAACCUACAGGUCUCUUUAUUCCAUGUUUAAUUUGCUACUGCAUCUUUUGUUUGACAACUCAAAUUAUAAUUGUGAAAGAUGUUCUAAUGCAAACAAUAUAUUAAACCAGACUUGGAAACAAUUAAGGCAAGUUGCAAGAGACUAUUUAGUUUACAAACUCUGUAGUGCUGUGAGGAAUGUUUUUUUAAGCUGUAUGUCCAGAUUCAACAAUUUCUGGUGCACCUCAGAACAAAUGAGUAAAGCAUGACUAAUGCACAAGUAAACAAAGACAUUUUGAUACACGGUGCCAAAUACUAUUAACAUGAAGAACAGUACUUACAUUUUACACUUUAGUGCAAAGUAAGAGCAACCUGUGCUGAAAGUGGUUUAUUUGGGUUUUUUAUCAGGCUAUACAUGUUACAAACAUCAAAAAAACAUUGAAAUAAAAUGUUUUCAACUAUUUAAAAAAGUUA
This is a messenger RNA of Megalobrama amblycephala (Wuchang bream), 2362 nucleotides long. Its product is annotated as glyoxal reductase-like. The transcript has 2 exons. The coding region runs from base 269 to 1135 and encodes 288 amino acids. Gene Ontology annotation, molecular function: oxidoreductase activity. Lineage: Eukaryota; Metazoa; Chordata; Actinopteri; Cypriniformes; Xenocyprididae. The record is from RefSeq and is a predicted model, not a curated record.